ACCGUAGUAAUUAAAAUAACCUAUGUCUCAGAAUUGAAGCAUGAUUCAGAAAAUGAACGUAUAAGAUUCGUAUUACCUACAACGAUUGCUCCGAGAUAUGGGUCCUCUUAUGGAUCUCCUUUAAAUCCGAGAUCUAAUGAUGGAAAAGUACUUGUACCUGGUAAUGAGUCCCCUGUCUUGAAUGCUACUCUAACAGUCGAAGUUACAUGUAGAAUGACAUCGAUGAUUACAAGCAUCGAAUCUUCAUCACACUUGAUUACCACUGAAUUGAAUAUUGGUGGAGAUAACAAAGUGGCAAAGAUCCAAUUGGCAGAAGACGUUAGCUAUUUGGAAAAAGAUUUUGUUUUGGUAGCUAGAAGUAAAGAUUUGGAUCAACCAAGGGCGUUCUUGGAAUAUAAUCCGCGAACUGAAACAAAUUGUAUUAUGUUAACUAUGGUACCAUAUUUAGCAUCUAUUAAAUCUAAACCUACUGAGCUAAUAUUUAUAAUUGAUCGUUCUGGCUCUAUGGAAGGUGAACCUAUCAAAAAAGCCAAGGAAGCUUUAGAACUAAUCCUUCGCUCAUUACCCGAAGAUU
Molecule: messenger RNA, 574 nt
Organism: Diversispora eburnea
Lineage: Eukaryota; Fungi; Glomeromycota; Glomeromycetes; Diversisporales; Diversisporaceae
Source: the annotation of a GenBank genome assembly